This is a messenger RNA of Punctularia strigosozonata HHB-11173 SS5, 1181 nucleotides long. RefSeq names its product macro domain-like protein. The transcript is spliced from 6 exons. NCBI's taxonomy places the organism in Eukaryota, Fungi, Basidiomycota, Agaricomycetes, Corticiales, Punctulariaceae. The coding region runs from base 1 to 717 and encodes 238 amino acids. The record is from RefSeq and is a predicted model, not a curated record.
AUGUCUUUCCCUCCUAUCGACUUCCUGCUCAUCGACACUAAGGGCGUGCUUUGUGCCGAAUGGAAGGAAGCAUUUUCCGUGCUGCCUGACGACGUCAACGCCCAUUUCACCUUCCUGCAAUCCUCGUUGGAUGAUCUUCCUUCGCGCCAUUCUGGAUUUGAUUGUGCAGUCUCUCCCGCGAACUCCUAUGGCAUCAUGGACGGAGGGUUCGACUACUACUUGUCCCGGGCGUUCAAACCUGUCAAUGGCGAAUUCGAAGCCCUGACGCGGCACGUUCAAAAGGCAAUCUAUGAACGAUACACGGGCUAUCUCCCGCCUGCGUCGUGCAUCGUGGUUGAUCUUCGGAAAAGCGAAUUGAAGGACAACAAAUUUGGUGCCAACUCAAUAGCGGUAUUGCCAACGAUGAGGUAUCCUGAGGACGUGACUUGGGACAAGGACUUGGUGUAUAACUGCAUGUGGAACCUCCUCGUGCAAUUGUCCAAGAAUUGUCCAGGGGAGCCCGGGUUCAAGCAGGGUGCGCCGCCCAUCAAGAAGGUCCUCAUGACCGGCCUCGCGACCGGGGUUGGCGGGAUCAGCGCAAAGAAGUGCGCCGCUCAGAUGGCUCUAGCAGUCAAACACUUCGCAGAAGCGCGGCAGUUGCCUGCCAAACACAUUAAAUCAGACUGGUCGGAUGUCUCGAAGAGGCAUUUGGAGCUGGAAAAGACGCGCAGUAUGUGAUAAGUAUGGCACAUUCGUUGCAACGGGGUCUAUGGAUCAUGGCAACCAUUGCGCCCGAGUGCAACGAACUAAGGGAUGCGUACAACAAGGGAGGACCAACUAACAAACACUCCCAUUGAACAUCAAAUCGACGAUGUCCAAGACACGUCAGCAGUAUUCAACGUAGCCAUCUAGCGUCGGCUCAUUUUGCGCUCGCAUUGUACUUUUCUUUCGGAGAUUUGCAAACAAACAGUGCAACGGUGCCAUAAACCUUAACGUCCACAUCGCGGAAAACGGCCUGCAGGCCUUCGCGAAGGCCUUCUGCACUGUCCUGGGCGUUGCCGAAGAUUGACCGCUUGUUAUAUGCGUUCAUCAGCCAGUUGCCAAACCAAUUAUGUCGAACACCUUUUCCGAGUAUGGUCGCACCGUAGAAAACGCUCGAGGGCCCGGGCGCAAGGGCUGGAGCUAGCGCUGCUGCGACACGU